CGCUGCUGUCAGACGCGUUAUUCGGAGUGGGAGUGAGGGCUAUGGACGAUUUAUCGACAGAUUCGCCUGUGGGACAAAUCUCCUCUAAAACAGUCCACAUGGUUUACUUUUGUCUCAUGUGUAAAUAACCUAAAAAAUGAAACGCAUAAACAACAAUCGGUGAUUUCUUCUUUCCUGGUUGUUUCAAAAAGAAGGUUUAGACUUAAUUCUUAUUUUUUGUGUUGAUAUCUUACUCGGAUAUGGCACAUAUCUGGAUCCAAUAAGAGAAUUUCACAGCGUCAGACGCGUCUGCGGCGGGGGAGACCAGCGGAGGGACUCGGAAACUUGUGUGGUGCAGCAGACGGUCUCUCUUUACGAAUCGGCGCUGAAACAGCCUGAGAGAAAAAGAGAGCCAUGGUGAACUCCCUCUUACUGAUGCUCAGCUGGACUGUGAUCUCUGAGGUGGCGAGAGCUCAGAAUGACACGGAGCCUAUUGUCCUGGAGGGGAAAUGUCUCGUGGUGUGCGACUCUAACCCGACCACGGACUGGAAGGCUUCGUCUUCUCCGCUCGGGAUCUCAGUGCGCGCCGCCAACUCCAAGGUGGCUUUCUCUGCAGUCCGGAGCAACAACCAUGAACCGUCGGAGAUGAGCAACAAAACGAGAAUAAUAUACUUCGACCAGGUUCUUGUGAAUAUAGGAAACUACUUCACAUUUGAAUCAGUAUUUUUGUCCCCAAGAAAAGGAAUCUACAGUUUUAACUUCCAUGUCAUUAAAGUGUACCAGAGCCAAACCAUACAGGUGAACUUGAUGUUGAAUGGGAAACCAGUCAUCUCUGCCUUUGCGGGUGACAAAGAUGUAACUCGUGAGGCUGCCACCAAUGGAGUUCUGCUCUAUCUAGAAAAAGAGGACAAAGUCUACCUAAAGCUGGAGAAAGGAAACCUAGUUGGUGGAUGGCAAUACUCAACAUUUUCUGGCUUUCUUGUGUUCCCUCUGUAAAAAAAAAAAAAGAAAAAAAAAGAAAAAGAAAAAAGCUAAAGAAAAAAAAGAAAAGAAGAUUGUAAGCUUACUGACUUCUUCAUAAUGUGUUGUCACUGUAUAAUCAAAACAUUGCUGCUGCGUCCGUUGGAUCUUGCCAAAUUGUUGAAAAAUGAUAAAUGGAUCAGAAAAGAGAGAGGAAAUGGAAAUCGACUCUGGAAAUAGUUCACAUUCUCUGGAUGUGCUGAGUCUCCGUCCAGAUGAAAGAGACUUGAAAUGUUCCCUAUCGCUACUGUAUGUUCCUGUCACUCAAGCAGCCUCAGAGAGGAACACUAAAACAUCCCAAAAGUACUUUUCAAACUUUGACUUGUCGGAAUAUAUUUAGCAUACUGAUUUUUAUCAUGGCAACUGUUGCAUUCAAGUACAUCUGCCUUCUGGGUGUAAACUGUAUAUGCUUGUGUUACUUGUGUGACUUGUCAUCACCAGAGUAUUCACAUUGUAA
This is a messenger RNA of Epinephelus fuscoguttatus (brown-marbled grouper), 1456 nucleotides long. It is a transcript of the gene cbln4, whose product is annotated as cerebellin 4 precursor. NCBI's taxonomy places the organism in Eukaryota, Metazoa, Chordata, Actinopteri, Perciformes, Serranidae. The transcript has 3 exons. The coding region runs from base 394 to 975 and encodes 193 amino acids. The record is from RefSeq and is a predicted model, not a curated record. Gene Ontology annotation, molecular function: protein binding.